Rubroshorea leprosula is the source of this 1744-nucleotide messenger RNA. The record is from the annotation of a GenBank genome assembly. NCBI's taxonomy places the organism in Eukaryota, Viridiplantae, Streptophyta, Magnoliopsida, Malvales, Dipterocarpaceae.
AUCAUUCACAUCUCCAUUUUCUUUCUCCUUGCAAAAAUAGCCUGAAUUUGGGUAAAAAUGCAGACUCAAACUGUUCCCAAUUCUGACGAGAAGAUGCUAGCAAAUUAUGUUCCCGUCUUCGUAAUGCUUCCGUUGGGUGUUAUUACCAACGACAAUGUUCUGGAAGACAAGGAAAAAAUUGAGAACCAGCUAAAGGAGCUGAGGGACGCCGGUGUGGAUGGUGUCAUGACGGAUGUGUGGUGGGGGAUUGUGGAAGGGAAGGGGCCGAUGCAGUAUGACUGGAGUGGUUACAGGAGCUUGUUUCAGCUGAUUCAAGAAUGUGGGUUGACGCUUCAAGCUAUAAUGUCGUUCCAUCAAUGUGGUGGGAAUGUGGGGGAUGUAGUUAACAUCCCACUUCCCAAGUGGGUGCUUGAAAUUGGAGAAUCAGACCCUGAUAUCUUUUACACCAAUCGGAGUGGAAACAGGAACAGAGAGUAUCUCACCAUUGGAGUGGAUAAUCUGCCUGUUUUCUACGGAAGAACUGCUGUUCAGGUAUAUAGUGAUUUUAUGAAGAGUUUCAGAGAGGAAAUGUCUGAUUUUCUGGAAGCAGGACUGUUGUUGGACAUUGAAGUUGGGCUUGGUCCUGCAGGGGAGCUUAGGUAUCCUUCUUAUCCACAAAGUCAAGGAUGGGUUUUCCCUGGGAUUGGAGAAUUUCAGUGCUAUGACAAGUACUUAAAGGCAGAAUUCAAACAAGCGGCAAAAGAUGCUAGUCAUCCUGAAUGGGAAUUGCCAGAUGAUGCAGGGGAGUACAAUGACACUCCAGAAUCAACUAAGUUCUUUAGAUCAAACGGGACGUACCUUACUGAUAGAGGCAAAAUUUUCUUGACUUGGUAUUCCAACAAGUUGCUAAUUCACGGUGAUGAGAUCCUUGAUGAAGCUAAUCAGAUUUUCUUAGGCUGUAAGCUCAAGUUAGCAACAAAAGUAGCUGGCAUACAUUGGUGGUAUAAAUCUGAUAGUCAUGCUGCAGAGCUCACAUCAGGGUUUUACAAUCUCAAUGAUAGAGACGGGUAUCGACCCAUUGCAAGGAUGCUGUCAAGGCAUCAUGCUAUUUUGAAUUUCACAUGUCUGGAGAUGAGGAACGCAGAACAAAAAGCUGCAGCCAAAUCCGAGCCUGAGGAACUUGUUCAACAGGUUUUGAGUGGAGGUUGGAGAGAGAACAUUGAAGUUGCAGGAGAGAAUGCAUUACCAAGAUAUGAUGCUGCAGCUUAUAACCAAAUUCUACUCAAUGCCCGACCUAAUGGUGUCAACAAAGAGGGACCUCCAAAACUGAGGAUGUAUGGGAUGACUUACCUUCGUUUAUCAGAUGGACUUUUGGAAGAAAAGAAUUUCAACUUAUUCAAGACAUUUGUGAAGAAAAUGCAUGCUGAUCAAGAAUAUUGUCCAGACCCCAAAAUGUACAAUCAUGAAAUAGGUCCACUUGAGGCGUCAGCGCCAAAGCUUUCCAUGGAAGAACUUCUGGAAGCAACGAAGCCAAUGGAGCCAUUCCCUUGGGAUAAAGAAACAGACAUGAGGGUUGAUGAUGGUGGUGGUUUUGUAUUUGCUAAUUUGAUAAAGAAGUUCUUUUCUAGGUUCAAGAAGUGAGAAGAUAUUGGUAUGAUGGAGGAAAUAAAAGUAGCUAACAUUGAUUCAAAUAAUGGAUGAAGUAGACUUGACAGUCGUGUUCCAAGCCAUUGCCUCCUGAAUGAAAGAAACUACAAAUUUUCUC